UGUGAUUGGAUCACUAUCUUGGUUUGAAUUUCUCUUUCUUUUCACUUUCCAAGUUCCAAUAAUAGUUAAUAGUUCUAUCCAAAAAGUCCAUUAAUAGUAAAAGAAAGAAAAAUGCCUUUCAUUUACUGGGUCAAUUAAAUUUCUUGGUCUUUUUUUAAAAGUUUGGUUAGUGGGAAACGAAAUUUCAGUGAACUAUCCCAUAUUCCUCUCCGUCUCUUUUACUAUAAAUGCCCACUUUGCUAUAUAAAUGUUUCUCUCGUUCCACAUCUUGUAUUGUGACUCUGAAGUAUAUAUAGAGAUAUAGAUUAUAGAACAGUACUACCGCUGUUCGUUUUUUGGAGGAGAAAGAAAUGGAGAAAGUGAUCAAUAGACAGAAAGUUCUGCUCCAACAUUUACAACCCAUUUCUAAUUCUUCAUCUUCUCCUGAAACAACACAUGAAUCUGCUGAUCUCUCUGCCUCAAUUUGUGCGGCUGGGGACAGUGCUGCAUAUCAGCGAAAAGCUGCUUUUGGAGAUGAUGUUGUGAUUGUGGCGGCAUACCGUACUCCGCUUUGCAAAGCAAAACGUGGAGGUUUCAAGGAUACUCUUCCUGACGAUCUACUUGCCACAGUUUUGAAGGCAGUGAUAGAUAAAACAAACCUGAACCCAAGUGAAGUGGGGGAUAUAGUUGUUGGUACAGUUUUGGCACCUGGCUCAGACAGAGCAAUUGAGUGCAGGAUGGGGGCAUUCUAUGCUGGUUUUCCAGAAACGGUGCCCCUCAGAACUGUUAAUCGGCAAUGCUCAUCUGGCCUCCAGGCAGUCUCUGAUGUAGCUGCUUACAUUAAAGCAGGAUUUUAUGACAUAGGCAUUGGGGCUGGAGUUGAGAGCAUGUCAGUUGAUACGGUUAACAAGCUUCGCCAUAUUAACCCAAAAGUAGAUAUCUUUAAACAAGCCAAAGAUUGUCUUCUUCCUAUGGGUAUUACUUCUGAAAAUGUUGCAGAAAAUUAUGGAGUAACACGGCAAGAGCAAGACCUUGCUGCUGUUGAAUCUCAUAGGCGUGCUGCUGCUGCUUCUGCAUCUGGUAAAUUCAAAGAUGAAAUUAUCCCUGUCUCUACCAAGAUUGUAAAUCCAAAAACAGGAGAGGAGAUGCCUGUUACAAUUUCUGUGGAUGAUGGUAUCCGGCCAAACACAAACAUGGCAGACUUGGCAAAGCUGAAGCCUGCAUUCAAAAAGAAUGGGACCACAACUGCAGGGAAUUCUAGCCAGUUGACUGAUGGUGCUGGAGCUGUCCUUCUUAUGAAGAGAAGUUUGGCAAUGCAGAAGGGACUUCCUAUUCUUGGUGUUUUCAGGAGUUAUGUUGCUGUUGGUGUGGAUCCUGCUGUCAUGGGCAUAGGCCCAGCUGCUGCAAUUCCAGCUGCAGUGAAGUCUGCUGGUCUUGAGCUUGAGGAUAUUGAUUUGUUUGAAAUAAAUGAGGCAUUUGCAUCUCAGUACGUAUAUUGCUAUAAGAAAUUGGGACUUGAUCCUGAGAAAAUCAACGUUAAUGGAGGUGCAAUGGCUCUUGGGCAUCCUUUGGGUGCUACAGGUGCCCGCUGUGUUAGUACUCUAUUGAAUGAGAUGAAGCGUCGUGGCAAGGACUGUCGCUUUGGUGUGAUCUCCAUGUGCAUAGGCUCUGGCAUGGGGGCUGCAGCUGUUUUUGAAAGGGGAGAUUCUGCGGAUGAGCUACGUAAUGCUAGAACAGACUUCAAAAGUGGCAAUCUUCUAUCAAGGGAUGCUCAAUAGAUGCUCUUUUGGCAUCUUUCUAUUGUUUCAGGCAUGCCUUGUUAGAGGUCAAAAAGCACAACCACCUCACUGGACUGCUGCAGAUCCGGAAGUAAUAAAUUUGUCCCACAUUGUUAAAAUGAGUUUACCAAAAAUAAAGUUUCACUUUAAUAAUUUGUAGGAAGUUUGAUUAUUUAGACCGGAUGGAAUCAUGGAUGCUUUUUAUGGGAAUAAGGGAUUUAAGAGAGAACAUAAAAUAAAUAGUAAAUAAAUUUGUUCAUCAAGUUUUGCAGCAGCAAAUGACAAUGUUAUCUAACCAUGGAUACAGGCUUCUAUUGAAUGAAUCACUAUUGUAUGCUUA
This is a messenger RNA of Quercus robur (English oak), 2097 nucleotides long. Its product is annotated as 3-ketoacyl CoA thiolase 1, peroxisomal-like. The transcript is spliced from 14 exons. The record is from RefSeq and is a predicted model, not a curated record. Bases 351 to 1757 code for a protein of 468 amino acids. Gene Ontology annotation, cellular component: peroxisome. Lineage: Eukaryota; Viridiplantae; Streptophyta; Magnoliopsida; Fagales; Fagaceae. Gene Ontology annotation, molecular function: acetyl-CoA C-acyltransferase activity. Gene Ontology annotation, biological process: fatty acid beta-oxidation; phenylacetate catabolic process.